AACAAAAACAUCUUUAACUACACCAAUCGCAAAAGGCGUUAAUUUUCUUAAAUGUUGAAACGCAAACGUUAUAAAAAACAUAAAAACUGUUAAAUAGUGAAAAUCAAAAUUACACAAAAGCUACGCAGUAAAAUAAAGGAAAUUCAAGCAAAAGUGAAUGCUCCAGCAACUUGUCGGUGGAAACUUUUGCCAUGAACCUCAUACCAAAUAUGUGCGAUAAAAUGUUUAUAUUGAUUUUAUUUUAUUAUAACGGUUCUUAUAAUUGGAAUAAAAAGGUCUAAAUAAGCAAAGGAAAAGUGUAGAAAAUUUAGUAAAGACGCAAAUAAGCCGCAGAGGAAGGACACAAGAGUAGCAGUGCGCGGCAGAGACGUUGGAAAGGACAAUUAUUUUGCAUUGUGUGAGAAGUGCAGUAAAGAAUAACGGUAUAAUUUUACUUGUUUCAAUAAAUCAUUAUUUAAGUAAUAAAACCAACAAUAAAAAAUACAAUUGAAAAUAUAAAGAUUUUUCGUGUGUUCGCCGUAGAGAAAAGACAUUCGAAGGAAGUCAUUUGCUCGCGAUACAACUUUCAAACACAACAAUAAUAAUUUCCAACAAAAUUUCCAACGAAUUUCACGAUACGGAGCAACAUAAAAACAACAAAACGAUAUUUCGCAACGCUUCGAAAAUUCGUCAAAACCCAUAAAGAAACCAAGAAGAGGAACACCUAUCAAAACAAACACGCCUAGCGAGUACUAAAGAUAAAAACGGAAGUAAAUAGCGUUAGUAGAUAAUAAACAUUUAAAAACGCGAAUAAAAAAAUUGGAGAUAAAGUUAAAAAUAAAAAAACAAAACAAGUAUAAAAACCACAUACAUUGGGUGAAAUAAACAACCACCCAAAAAUUCCAAAGGCAAUAAAGCGGUAAACAUUUUAUGCAAAGCAAAUAAACAAAAAAAAGUAAUUGAAGCGUAAUUCUUCAUACUUCGUUUCACGCUGGAAACCGAGUGGCGUUUGGGCUGUUAAGCCAGCAUAGCAAAACACAACGAGUGUGUGUGUGUGUUUUGUUUUGUCUCCAUUAUUAUUGCCCUCUAUCAUCGUCACGUCAAUCAACAGCCCGUUUUCCAGCCAGUUAGAGAGUCAGCUGUUUACGACGCAAUUAAGAUUUGCAUAUCCACACUCAUACGAACAGACGGCUGACGACGGUCUUUUCUGCCAUUAAAUACCUGUGUAGACCAGGCACUUCACUCUUCAAUAUACUCGUACAUAUUUACACUCUACUCCCCAAGCACUUCUUGCGACUGCUGCAAAUAACUGUCGUAAAUUGACGUAACAAACUAGCACAGUUGUACAAAGAGGCCAUAAAUUGGGCAGUGGAGACGUCAAAAGAGAAGACCUUCAAAGGCAAACAAACUAAUACAAACACAAGAAAAAAAUAAAAAUAAUACAAACACAAGCAAAAACAUCAGCAAUAAAUACCGAAAAGCGAACUAUUGUUAUCUUCGUGCCACACUCUCAUUGUGGUAACAACAAAACUAUACGGAGCAUAAUAAACACAUAUACCAGCAAAAAACGAAAAAUAAAAUAAUAAUAAAAGCAAUACACAAACAAAGCUAGACAUUAGCAUGGUAUUAGCCAUACAUUAGUAUAUACAAACAUACACUGAUAGCUGACUUGCGCGCUCGCCGAUCAUUGGAUUCGUCUAUAUAUACGCGCUGGCACAAUUCGUGGCACAGAUACUGAUCGUAUUCUGAUCGUUACAUUUAAAGUGCAUUGCAAAUUGCCAGCAAUUCAGUCGUGUUUUGACUUUUGUACGUAUAAGUACCGAAUAAAAAGGACUACUUUGGAUCGAGCUACAACCAAGGGGAGCACAACGCACAGAGAGACAUUAAAAAAGCAAAAACUAAAAAGAGAAAAGCUUUUAACAGCACUUAACGAAAGCCAUUGGGAUCGUUUGAAUAUUCUGUGCUGAACGGUGCAAAGAAAACCGUUUUCCGAUGUCGAUUAAUUCGCCAAUACAUAUUAACUCUGACCUGAUUUAAACAGGCAAAAAAAAAACGACAGGUGUUAAUUAUAAUACCAGUGUUCAACAACAACAGCAGCAAUAUAGUAGAACAACACCACAUAAAAAAGGUGUUGUUUUUUUCGUUUCAGUUUCGUUUUCGAAAGCAUUCUUCGUUUACCUUUUGAGUUAACUUUGGUUAUUUUUUGUUUGUAAAUCAAACACAAAGCUUAUAAGUGAGUUUCCAGCGAAAAAUUUAUAAAAUCCCGUGCAAUUAAAUAAUUCGUUGAAAAAACACGCAAAAACAACUUUAACACAGUAGUAAACAAACAAAGUGACUCAUCAAAGACGAAACAACAAAAAGCAGUGAAGAGAGAGACUUCCAGCCAAAACAAAUUCGUCGGCUAUCUACUAAUUGUGAACUCUACAAACCCAAUAUUAUAUAUAAACAGUCAGACGCUUGAAGCGUUCGAUCAUUCGCAAGCAAACAAUUGUCGAUCGCGUGUCGAGAAACGUGCGUUAGCGCGUUUAACAGAAAACUUCAAAGUUUAAUUUAAUCAAGUUUGCUGUGUAUUUAUUCAAAGGUACAAUAAACAAUAUAGAAUUGUUGCGUUCUAACAGUAUAAGCGGUAAACAUAAACAACAAUCUGAAGGAACAAAGAAUUUAAUUUAUCCGGGCUUUGGCCGUUGUAUGGAGCUUUCUAAACAACCAUCGUAUUUUGGAGACGAGCCGGACCUCCUGUUCAAAAGCGCGCAGGGCCGGAAUAGUCUAUUUUCAACGUGUAACGGUGCUGCAGCCGCCUCAACCGCCGCUCCAGCAACCGCUGCCGCUACAGCUACCGCUAUUCCAUUAUCAAUAAACGCAGCAGCCAAAAUUAAUCUAGAAACCUCGUUAAAUGAUUGCGAAAGUGGCUACGUGCCAACGGUUGGCCGUUGGGGCGCCGAAUGGCCAAGUUGACUCGCCGAAGCCAGCCUGGUGCGAUGUGGCGCCGCCGCCGCUAGCGCAGCAGCUGUUGAACCAGCUGUUGUUGUGGGCGCCGGCGCCAAUGCCGGUUUAUCGGCGGGUGCGGUACGUGUUGGAUUGACUACGAACACCGUUCCUGUUCAAGAUAGACCACAAAAUAACAACGGCCAACGAAUUGUUGUCGCUCAACUGCAGCAAUGCAACGUGCACAACAAAACCUGGUCGUCGGACAACCACCAUGAUGUUGAUGAAAGCCAUGUGGACGAUGAAAACGACACUGGUGGACGAUGCGCUACAAAUGGUGAUGAUGCAGUUGUCUCAACAACAACCGCUCCAGCAGCAGUUGACAGCAAAUACAAAAAUGUUGACAACAUGGAAACAGUUGGAGCCGGUGCCACUGCAUCUGUCGCCGAUAUGGUUCGAAACUUUGGCAAAGUGGAUAAUGUGACAUCGAAUGCAUCAUUGGAACGCUGCUCCAAUAUACGUAAACUACUUGAGGAGCAGCACCGCAAAUGGUGGCGCAAUCAACUGCACGGCCAACAGGAGUGGUGGGCCGAUGAGGAUAGCUACAAUUUAACUGCAUUCAAUCAAAUCAACGGAAUCUGGCCCCUGGGACAUCCGCUACCACUACCCGAUUGGGUGGCGGCUUGCGAUGACGAACACACCAAAGGCACACUGCACUUCGAUUCGGUUUGGGAAUAUGAAGAUCUAAAUGCCAUUAUUGAGACCAAAUUACAUCGUAUGCUCGAGGAGACACAUUACGAUACCAUCAAUUUAUUCGUGGACUUUUACCGCGCCUUCAAACGCACGCGCCGUUCAGAUCUGAAAUCAUUCUUCCAGUUCUACGAUUUACCUAUCAACAGGCGUCAUCAUAUGUGCGUCUCAUUGGCUAUGGAAAUAAUGACACGCAUCAUCGAGAUAUUUCCAGUAUUGCAACAUUAUCUGUAUCUGGUUUCGUGCGAGGAACAAGUCAUGUCCCAGAGUGAUUAUAUUGAAAGCACUGAUGAAGUGGGUGGAUUGAACUCUCCACAUGCCAACGUGGAAAAAGAGCACGCCAUGGUGGCUAUGAAGAUUACAAUUGCUGGGCGUGAGGGUGUAAUGAUUUUGGAUCCAGGUUAUCACAUUGGGCGUGCCGUAACAGUGAUGUCGGACCAAAUGUAUCCGCACACUGGUUGGUUCACACAAUCGAAAGAGACGCAUCUGCAGCGUGAUUAUUGUUACAACUAUUGUCUGCAUAGCAACAAGUACGUAGAAUGGAUGGAACGUGAGACACGUGGCGAUGAGCAAUCCUUCAAGUCAUCACUCAUCUAUAUCGAACAGCCCUACGUGACUGCUAUAGAUGUGACAGUGCGUCGUAAUUUAGUGUACAACUUCCGCUCGCUACUGUCACGUGACGCUAAGGGACGCGUCUUUGCGGGUAUUUAUCUGCCGGUUGUGCCGAAUAGCAAUGAGUCGCAUUUCACCAUAUUCUAUGACGGGCCGAAUGAUCAACGCAUAAAAGUGAAAUUCAUGUUCAAUGUCUUCAAAAACCCAACGAAGGUUCCAGAUAAUGUGCAACAACAUUUGAAUAAAGUGGCACCGCAGUUAAAUAUGAAUGCAAAGGAGCUCACUGAUCUCUGUAAAUCCUUGGCCGAAGUCGUAAAUGAUCAGGAUUUCGUGCGACAGCUGUUAGGUAUCAACGAGGAUAUCGGAAUUAUGUCAGCCGAAAAUUGACAAUUAAAGGAUAAAAAGGUCGAUGCUGAUCUGAAGGAUGUCAAAGGCAAGGAACCACCUAAAUCGAAUGGCACAACAACAACAACAACGAUGACAGAGAUGGCCAAUUCGAAUGCAGCAUAAACUUAAACAUUUUCUCUGCAACUUAAAUAUUUUCAAUUCAUAA
Molecule: messenger RNA, 4819 nt
Organism: Anastrepha ludens (Mexican fruit fly)
Lineage: Eukaryota; Metazoa; Arthropoda; Insecta; Diptera; Tephritidae
Exons: 5
Coding region: 3313-4653 (446 amino acids)
Source: RefSeq, a predicted model, not a curated record